Penaeus chinensis is the source of this 2296-nucleotide messenger RNA. Its product is annotated as alpha-amylase 1-like. The transcript has 15 exons. The coding region runs from base 40 to 2160 and encodes 706 amino acids. Gene Ontology annotation, molecular function: alpha-amylase activity; cation binding. NCBI's taxonomy places the organism in Eukaryota, Metazoa, Arthropoda, Malacostraca, Decapoda, Penaeidae. Gene Ontology annotation, biological process: carbohydrate metabolic process. The record is from RefSeq and is a predicted model, not a curated record.
UGCGCAGAGAGAGGCAGGUCUGUGCAGAAGCCGGCCGUCAUGGCGAUCGUAAGGGAAUUCAGCUUGGUGUUGGUGUUGGUGUGGGCGGGCGGCGGGCGCGCGGGCGUCGGCUACGAGAACCCCGCGUGCGACGGGAAGACGGUCAUCGUGCACCUGUUCGAGUGGAAGUGGACCGACGUCGCCCUCGAGUGCGAGAGGUUCCUCGCCCACGCCGGCUACUGUGGCGUCCAGGUGUCUCCCCCGAACGAGCACCUGACGAACCCGCCCGAGUACCCGUACCCGUGGUGGCAGCGCUACCAACCCGUCUCGUACAAGCUCGUCUCGCGCUCCGGCUCCGAGGAGGAGUUCGUCGACAUGGUGCGCAGGUGCAACGCCGUCGGAGUCAGGAUCUUCGUCGACGUCGUGAUCAACCACAUGGCAGCGCUUGGCACCGAGGGCGUAGGGUCGGCGGGCUCCUUUUUCGACGGCGCCGCCCUGGCCUUCCCCGGCGUGCCCUUCGCGCCCCAGGACUUCACGCCGCCUCAUCUCUGCUCGUCGGAGGAUGGCAUCUUAUCCAACCUAAGUAGCCCAAAUGAUAUGAGAAACUGCGCCUUACUCGGUCUCGCGGACUUAUACGGAGCCUCCCUCUAUGUCAGAGAACAGGUCGCAGGUUAUUUGAACAGGUUGGUGGCCUUGGGCGUGGCAGGCUUCAGGGUGGAUGCUGCCAGGUUUAUGUGGCCUGAGGAUCUCGCCGCCAUCUUGGAUCUGACGAACGACCUGAACACGACCCAUGGAUUCCCGCCAAAAACACGACCCUUUGUGUACCUCGAAGUCGUAAAUUUCAACGACGGAAUUAUCCCAGAUCAGGAUUAUUACGGUCUUGGUCGUUUGACGGAAUUCAGGUACUGCCAGAAGGUAUCUGACGGCCUACUCCACGACCUGGGUGUCCUGGGAACUGUGUACGACCCUGAGUGGGAUAUGAACGACCCCGAGAAAGCGUUGGUGUUCGUCGAUAACCACGACAACCAGAGGGGUCACAAUUUGCCUGAAAACACGCUCACCUACAAGACGCCAGCCCUUUACGAGAGAGCCGUGGCAUUCACGCUGGCUCAGCCCUACGGUUUCGCGAGGAUCAUGUCUUCCUAUGACUUCGGGGACGAUACUGAGGCCGGCCCCCCGCACCUGCAGGAUUACAGCACAGCCGAAGUCGUUAUCGAUGCCUCCGGACAAUGCACGAACGGCUGGGUAUGCGAACACCGCUGGAAGGCCAUUUCGCCCAUGGUACAAUUCCGCAACGCUGUGGCCGGUACAGGCGAGUGGAACCUGUACCAAAAUGAUGGUAAUUUCGUUGCCUUUUCUAGAGGUUCAAAAGGGUUCUUCGCCAUGAUUAAAGAAGGUUCUGUCCAAAAGGCUGUGUCCACUACCCUCCCUCCCGGCCUGUACGAAGACCUCUUAACAUGCAAAGCGGUCCCCGUGGCUGGAAACGGGAUCGUCGACGUAGCACUGAGCGAGAACAACCCUCUGCUGGCACUGUGUGUUGGGUGCCAGUGCCUCCCUUCGGCCGGUUCGCAAGUUGCAAGCCAGCAGGUAAAGAAAUCGUCUCCCAACCGGACAGUGAUCUUCCUGCACUACGAGACGACACCAGAGCAGGACGUGUUCAUCCGAGGAGGGAUCGAUGCUGAACACAGGCCAGGUUGCACAGAGGACGCGCAGACCGACGCAUGCGCAGUGGGCAUCGUGACGCACAUGCUGGGCACCAUUGACACCUAUGACAAGUACAACUCCUGGCGGGUUGGCGACCACCACUUGGACUGGCACGGUGCCGAAGAGGGCCAAGGCACUUACUACGGGCAAGAGGCUCUGGGGACCCCCUUGGCCUGGACCACAAACAACCCGCUCAGCCCGGCGUAUCAGGAGCUCAAUACCUUCGGCGACCACUACUGGAUGGUGGACGCGGAGAUGGACUGCUCGCAGACGGAGGGCGGCUGGCUGGAGGUCAAGGCCUUCGUCAGCGACGAUGCCUGGGGCUGGGAGCCUGACCUCGUGCAGGAGACUUGCUCUGGCGCGGGAGGGGGGUCGCCGCCCCCUUACCAGGACAGCAAUCAUUUUGCAAGAUGCGGCUUCAUCAACGUCUUUCAUUACGGCGUCGCAGAGUGUUCCAUUAGCGAAUUCCCUUCCUGAUUUCAUGACAAUACACAGUAUAUGCCCGAAACAUGGCUGGGAAUACGUACAAAUAUAAAUACAAAUACACAUGUAAAAGGACGCUCGCACACAAAAAUGGCUUUGGAGUCACUUAAUAAAAAUUGUAGCAUGCUUU